UUAAAACACUCACAGCAUCGUCUUGAUGUUCUUCAAGCUCGAGCCAUGGAUUACCUCAGGACUGUGAACCCUUCGCAGCUCAUCGCGGAGCGUGGUUCUCACCUCGUGGUGAUCAAUCCAGGUUCUGCGAAUAUUAGGGUGGGGUUUGCUCAUCAUCAAGUACCACUUAGUUUUCCUCAUUGCAUUGCUCGGCAUGUGAAGGGAUUGGAUAAAGAUUCAAGAUUGGCUCUACGAGAUCAGUUGCUCAAUGGUCAAGUAACUCCUGCUCAACAGUUGGAGCGUGAGAAGGCAUAUGAUAAUAUUGCAUCUCUACUUAAGAUACCGUUUCUGGAUGAAGAAACUGCAACUAACUCUUUUCCAAGAAAGAUGGGGUCUAUGGAUGGAUAUAAUCCGUAUAAUAGCAGGAGUGAUACUACUUUCGCCUGGACUAAUGUGAUGGAGAAGAAAACCAACACAGUUUUGGCAACAGAUGAGUCAGUUGUUAAAGAAACUGAAGAUGGAUCAUUAAAGAAAUCUGUAGCUAUUGAUGGGGGAGAACCAUGCCCUGAAGAGUAUGAGUUUAAGGAAUUUAUCUGCGGUGAGGAAGCUCUUAAAAUUUCCUCUGCUGAGUCAUAUUGCCUUCACCGUCCUAUUCGGAGAGGUCACUUCAAUGUAUCUCAGAAUUACUCCUCACAGCAGGUUAUUGAAGAUUUGUAUACAAUUUGGAAUUGGAUUUUGACUGAAAAAUUACGGAUACCUCCAGCUGAUAGAAACCUGUAUCAUGUGGUUCUUGUUGUGCCUGAAACUUUUGAUAAUCGCGAAAUCAAAGAAAUGCUCUCAAUUGUGCUGCGGGAUUUAAGGUUUAGCGCUGCAGUAGUACAUCAGGAAGGUCUUGCUGCUGCGUUUGGGAAUGGAUUGUCAACUGCAUGUGUUGUGAACAUUGGUGCUCAAGUCACAUCAGUUAUCUGUAUUGAGGAUGGAGCAGCUUUGCCUGCCACCAGCAUGAUAUUGCCCUUAUGGUGGGGAGGUACAGAUAUCUCAAGGUGCCUUCUAUGGGUUCAACGGCAUCACCAAGCAUGGCCUGUUAAUAGUACUAACCCUCUUGUGAAACCUGUUGACAUGAUGAUGCUAAAUAAGAUAAAAGAGUCGUAUUGCCAGAUUCGAGAUGGUGAGUUUGAUGCUGUAGCUAUAGUUCAUUCAUAUGAGGAGGGCAGGCCAGUUGGAUCUCAUAAGACAAGGCUAUCUGCUCUCAAUGUUCCUCCUGUGGGUCUUUUCUACCCAACACUUUUUGCUACUGAAGAAUAUCCUCCACCACCCCGUACUUGGUUUCAUGACCAUGAGGACAUGCUGGAAGAUACAUGGCAUAUGGAAUAUCCCAGAAGGCCUGAUAUGUCAGAUGGCCUGUAUUAUGGUGGUAAUGGUGGAGUAAAUAUGUGGGAUAAUUACCCGGUAUAUCAAACUAAACUGAAGAAAGAGGUUAAUCUUGGCCUUGCAGAGGCAAUUACCAGUAGUAUACUUUCAACAGGGCGUCUUGACCUCCAAAGGAAGUUGUUUGUCAGUAUACAACUGAUUGGUGGAGUUGCUCUGACGAGUGGUCUUGUUGCAACUGUGGAAGAAAGAGUUCUUCAUGCAAUUCCUUCAAAUGAAGCAAUUGAUACAGUUGAGGUCUUGCAGUCAAGAACUGAGCCAUCAUUCGUGCCAUGGAAAGGCGGAGCAAUUCUCGGCAUCCUCGAUAUCUGCCGUGAAGGUUGGAUUUUCAGAGAAGACUGGAUAAAGAAUGGAAUUCAUAUAGGCAGCAGCAGAAAAUACAAAGACUCAUACUAUCUCCAGGCAGUGGCCCUGAGUUACAUCAGUUCUUAAAACAGGUUACAAUAUUCACAAAAAUGUCAUCAAUUCAGUGUGUAAAAUAGUAAUAAUAUACUUUUCUUUUAUGGAAACAAUCAAAAACUUCUCAUUUUAGAUUUAUUUUA
Dioscorea cayenensis subsp. rotundata (Guinea yam) is the source of this 1949-nucleotide messenger RNA. Its product is annotated as actin-related protein 9. Gene Ontology annotation, cellular component: Ino80 complex. The record is from RefSeq and is a predicted model, not a curated record. Gene Ontology annotation, biological process: double-strand break repair; regulation of DNA-templated transcription. NCBI's taxonomy places the organism in Eukaryota, Viridiplantae, Streptophyta, Magnoliopsida, Dioscoreales, Dioscoreaceae. Bases 46 to 1839 code for a protein of 597 amino acids. The transcript is spliced from 20 exons.